Messenger RNA from Diospyros lotus (date-plum), 1110 nucleotides. RefSeq names its product vacuolar protein sorting-associated protein 25-like. Gene Ontology annotation, molecular function: structural molecule activity; protein homodimerization activity. NCBI's taxonomy places the organism in Eukaryota, Viridiplantae, Streptophyta, Magnoliopsida, Ericales, Ebenaceae. The transcript has 6 exons. Gene Ontology annotation, cellular component: ESCRT II complex. The record is from RefSeq and is a predicted model, not a curated record. Bases 563 to 940 code for a protein of 125 amino acids. Gene Ontology annotation, biological process: protein transport to vacuole involved in ubiquitin-dependent protein catabolic process via the multivesicular body sorting pathway.
GGUAGCAGUGGGACCAAGCAUUCUGAGGAGGUUCGUCUUUGAUCACUGCAUUAUUGUAACAAGAUUGACUGUUGACUUCAAUCGUGCGACUUUAAUGGGUUUUCACACUUGGACGUGUCCAUUUGUCGGUUUUAGCAAUGAAGUUUUCAUGCCUCCUUCCUUAUGCCAUUUGGAAUUUGUAGAAGAGAAAUGGAAACGAGCUGAAGCCUGAAAGCAUGUGAGAUUUGGUUUUUGAGAGUGGUGAAUUAAUGUUCAAUCAGUGCACCAUUCCAUUCAAACAAUUUGUGAAGGUUUCCAAAACUUGAAUUGGCUGAUGAGGGAAACUAGUAACCGGCCUAACAUACUCCCUGUCGAAAUCACAAUCAAAGAGCUUGGAGUCAAGUACUGAGGGCAUCCUUUCUUUGGUUGUAAAUUUCAAUUUCACCCCAGCCGGAUUCUAUCUUCUUUUCCAUAUUCUUUUUUAUCCAUUUUUUGGCGCUUUAGACAGACAACAAGUAAAACAGCUCAAUUCAAGUCCGGACAAAUUCACUUCAUGCAGAUCAUAAAGUAAUAAGGUAGAAGGAUGCAGAAAUUGGGAGAUUUCAAGCUGCCCCACUUCUUCAAUUAUCCACCUUACUUCACCUUGCAGCCAGUUAAGGACACUAGGGAAAAGCAGAUACAACUUUGGAAGGAACUAGUACUUGAUUUCUGUAGAGCUCAAAAUAUUUUUAUAAUUGAACUCGAAAAUGACUUUCCUCUGUUCCCAAAUCCUGUAAUUGAAAGGUCUCUAAGUCAUGAAGCUAGGGAGGUAUUCCUGUCAUCCUUAGUUUCUGAAGGCCGUGCAGAAUGGAUGGAUAAGGGACACAGAAAAUGCCUUAUCCUCUGGCACCGCAUCCAAGAUUGGGCUGACUCGAUUUUUGGAUUCGGGAUAUUAUUCACUGCCAGUCCCAAGCCCGGAUAAAGGAGGAGGGUUGCGUUAGGUAGCCGACAACCAGCGUAAAACUUAGUCGGAUCCAAAUAUGAAUUCUAGACAAACUAUCUGUUGGAAUGUAACCCACAUAGAAAUCUAGAAUUCAUGUAGCCAACCCCACAUAGUGGGAUAACGGCUGGACAUGUUGUUGUUGUAUGUUU